CACUACACACCCGCCAAAGGCAAUUUUAAUCUGUGAUGAGUUCGUUGACAGAGGAUCGCCGCCGGUGUAGGAAGUCGGCUCCUGUUAAAAAUGCAGUGUUUUUGGGAGCCAUUAAUAAAGGCCGUUCGCGCGCCAACCCUCUAACGGGCCAGAAGUAACAAAAUUUUUGUGAAUUUCAAGUGUUUUGAAGUCAGCUAGAUAACAGUGAAUUGAUCGUCGACGGCCAAAGCAACAAACUUAAGUUAGAUAGUGCUCGCAAAUUAAAUAAUGAAAGGAGAAGUCGGCCAUCUACUCAACGGGUCGAUACAACGGCAUCUGUACGGAUGUCUACACCUGUGCGGAACUGCGGAACCUCACCAAGAUACAGGACCCGACACAGAUCAAAGGAACAAAGCUGUGAUAACAACAUGUCGCGCAGUAUCAUAUCUUCGACUGGAAGCCGCAGGAGGUUUCAUCCUGAUUAUGACCCACUGAUUGAGAUCAGACGUGCACAAGAACGUCUCGAUCGUUAUCGAACCCAAGGGGACUGGAAGGUGGAUCUGCUCUUGUGUGAUGAUGCGGAUGAAGACUUGAACCGCUAUGAAGACAAAUUAAGACGCAGACUAUCAGAAAGGGGGGAAACAGAACCUAUUGAACUUGAAAGAAGGCAGAUGGAAUUACUGAGGAGACAGAAAGACAUUGAUAUGGGUAAAGUGACCGAACGUUACGCUGAGUAUGUGUUAAGCAUUCCGAAACCCGAACGUCAAAAGUACCAUCCUCGUACACCUAACAAGUUUCGUAAAGUUUCUCGUCGUGCGUGGGAUGGCAUGAUUCGAAAGUGGCGCAAGCACUUACACAACUUUGACGAUCUCAAUUUCGAAGAUACUUGGCGUUCAUUGUCAACUGCUGAUCUGUCAAGCAAUUUUUCUGGUUCAUCGUGGGUCUUAGAAAGUGCUACAUCUAGCGACACUGAAAAUCAAAAUCCAGAAGAAUGUCAAAUUUCUUUAGUGAAACGUGACCAACCGCUAUCCUGUUCGUUUCAAAGUCCUGAAGAUCUCGCAGCUUCACCAACCAUUAAAAUGUCAUAUAAUCAAAGGCAGUAUCGUAAAUAUGAUGAAGAUGACGACACUUUACAAUCGGUUCCAAAACAAUGUAAAGAGGUGAACCGUUUUCCAGCUGCUACAAUUAAGGAUGAAGAAGAGGACACUUUGACGGGACCUAUCAACACUAACGAAGGCCGUAGGAUUACGCGGCACUCCAAAACACCGUAUGGACCAUCUCCAGAUGCUUUACACAGUGGAUUAACAAAUGAUAUGCAGUCACUAGUUCCAGUUGGUCAGAAGCGAUCGUCACUUCAUCUCGGACAAAAUGUGGCGUCUAAGAAGACUGUAGAUAUUCGAAAUUUUGGAGACUUUCCUCAGUUGAAUGCAUCUAGUAUCGCUUCUCCAAAGAAACGCAGCAGACGUGAAAGUACAAAAUAGGAAGUUUGAAAAUCUACCUCUUUAAUGUCACUUUAUACCUCAGUGAUAUAUACACUUAAUGAGAGCCGUUUUUUAUUUGGCACUUUAAAUGAAGAACAUUGACUUUAUUGUUUGUUUGUUUGUUAUUCAUCUCUUAUGCACUUCUAUCAUGUUUUUUACAUGUGCCGCAUAUAGUCGUGUCUGUUCAAUAGACUGCUACUGCGAUUAGUUUUUUUGAGUUUAAAGAGAACUCAAUAUUUCUUUAAUGUAUUUUGAUAAUAAUUUCAGUCAUUCAGUGAUUGGUUAUUUUUGUAAUUUCUUAAUGAUUCUUAGACAACUAUAGACUUAGGACGUUUAAAAUUAUGUGUUUUCAAGUAUGUACCAUGAUGCAUGUUAUCUCAGUCAGUUAACUGUUUUUCGUAUGAAUAUAAGCUUUGGAGGUUUCGCUGUAA
Messenger RNA from Trichobilharzia szidati, 1891 nucleotides. NCBI's taxonomy places the organism in Eukaryota, Metazoa, Platyhelminthes, Trematoda, Strigeidida, Schistosomatidae. The record is from the annotation of a GenBank genome assembly.